CACAGCCCCGCACACCCACGGGGGUGGAGGAGAAGGGGGCCAGCGGGCUGCAAGAAUUCAGCCUCGGGCUGGGGGCUGACACCCAGGAGGAAUUUCUCCUCUGGAAAACUGGCCUGGGGACCCCUCCGCCCCAGCCCUUUCACUGUGCUUCUUAAAGGGAUCGCGCCGGUUUUGCUGUGGCUCCAUGGAAGCCAGGUUUGGGACGCUCCGUGGAGACUCUGAACCUUUCCUUCCUGCUUCCUCCCCAGCUGGCAGCCUUCCUCUGGCUGAGUGAGUGGGGGCCUCCCAGGCAUGGCACUGACCAGCCGACCCAGUGCUGACUUGGCUCCUGGGCGCCUUCAGCCUCCGGUGGCAUCUUGCUUACCCCCUCCUGGGGUGCGGCGGUGGUGAGUUGGGGGGACCCAGCCCUGAGCUGCUUGGAGGAGUCGCUGGCACCCCCAUCGCCCUCUCCCCCCAAAAGCUGGAGGACGGUGAGGCGGUCAGGGGCUAUGAUGAGAUGAGCGGGGGCCGCUUUGACUUUGAUGAUGGCGGGUCGUACUGCGGGGGCUGGGAGGGGGGGAAGGCCCACGGCCACGGACUGUGCACGGGCCCCAAGGGCCAGGGCGAAUACUCGGGCUCCUGGAACUUUGGCUUUGAAGUGGCUGGCGUCUACACCUGGCCCAGCGGAAACACCUUCGAGGGAUACUGGAGCCAGGGCAAACGGCACGGGCUGGGCAUAGAGACCAAGGGACGCUGGCUCUACAAGGGCGAGUGGACGCACGGCUUCAAGGGCCGCUAUGGAACCCGGCAGAGCAGCAGCAGCGGUGCCAAGUAUGAGGGAACUUGGAACAAUGGCCUGCAGGACGGCUAUGGCACCGAGACCUAUGCCGAUGGAGGGACGUACCAAGGCCAGUUCACCAACGGCAUGCGCCACGGCUACGGCGUGCGCCAGAGCGUGCCCUACGGGAUGGCCGUGGUGGUGCGCUCGCCCCUGCGCACGUCGCUCUCGUCCCUGCGCAGCGAGCACAGCAACGGCACGGUGGCCCCGGACUCGCCCACCUCGCCGGCCGCCGACGGCCCCACGCUGCCCGCGCCGGCCAUCCCGCGCGGCGGCUUCGCGCUCAGCCUCCUGGCCAACGCCGACGCGGCGGCGCGGGCGGCCAAGGGCGGCGGCCUGUUCCAGCGGGGCGCGCUGCUGGGGAAGCUGCGCCGCGCCGAGUCGCGCACGUCCCUGGGCAGUCAGCGCAGCCGCGUCAGCUUCCUCAAGAGCGACCUCAGCUCGGGCGCCAGCGACGCCGCGUCCACCGCCAGCCUGGGCGAGGGCGCCGACGAGGCCGCGCCCUUCGAGGCCGACAUCGACGCCACCACCACCGAGACCUACAUGGGCGAGUGGAAGAACGACAAGCGCUCGGGCUUCGGCGUGAGCGAGCGCUCCAGCGGCCUCCGCUACGAGGGCGAGUGGCUAGACAACCUGCGCCACGGCUACGGCUGCACCACGCUGCCCGACGGCCACCGUGAGGAGGGCAAGUACCGCCACAACGUGCUGGUCAAGGGCACCAAGCGCCGCGUGCUGCCGCUCAAGAGCGGCAAGGUCCGCCAAAAGGUGGAGCACAGCGUGGAGGGCGCCCAGCGCGCCGCCGCCAUAGCGCGCCAGAAGGCCGAGAUCGCCGCCUCCAGGACAAGCCACGCCAGGGCCAAAGCUGAGGCAGCAGAACAGGCUGCCCUGGCUGCGAACCAAGAGUCCAACAUUGCCCGCACCUUGGCCAGGGAGCUGGCCCCAGAUUUCUACCAGCCAGGUCCGGAGUAUCAGAAGCGCCGGCUGCUCCAGGAGAUCCUGGAGAACUCGGAGAGCCUGCUGGAUUCCCCCGACCGGAGCCCCGCCGCCGCGGGGCUCCCGGAGCGGCCCCGCGAGAGCCCGGAGCUGCACGAGCGCGAGACCCCCGGGCCCGAGGGUGGCCCUCCGUCGCCAGCCGGGACGCCCCCGCAGCCCAAGCGGCCCCGCCCUGCGGCCACGUCCAAAGACGGCCUGCUGAGCCCGGGCGCCUGGAACGGCGAGCCGGGCGGCGAGGGCAGCCGGCCGGUCACGCCAUCCGAGGGCGCGGGCCGCCGCAGCCCCGCGCGGCCGGCCAGCGAGCACAUGGCCAUCGAGGCGCUGCAGGAGCCGCCCACGCGGUCGCUGGAGCCCGAGGUGGCGCUGUACCAGGGCUACCACAGCUACGCCGUGCGCACCGCGCCGCCCGCGCCGCCGCCCUUUGAGGACGAGCCCGAGGUCCCCGCGGCCGGCUCCGAGCCCCCGUCCCCCGACGCCGGCCCAGGGUCGGCGCCCCAGCUCCGAGGCCCGGAACCCGUGCCCGAGAGCCCCGCCAAGCUGGAGCCCAAGCCCAUCGUCCCCAAAGCCGAGCCCAAGGCCAAGGCGCGCCGGACGGAGGCCCGAGGGCUGACCAAGGCCGGGGCCAAGAAGAAAGCUCGGAAGGAGGCUGCGGUGGCGGCAGAGGCCGAGGUGGAGGAGGUCCCCAACACCGUCCUCAUCUGCAUGGUGAUCCUGCUUAACAUCGGCCUGGCCAUCCUCUUCGUUCACCUCCUGACCUGACUUCAUCCACCAGAGCCAGGAGUUCCUGCUGAGGACGCGCGGACCCAUCUUUUUGCAGUGCCAGGCAGGGCGGCCGAGGAGGACUGGACUCGACCUGGAUGCUGGGGUCCAGCCUGCAUCCACACCACAGACGUUUAAGGAGGCUUCCAGGGGUGCCUGUGCCACAUGGCAGGUGGUGCCCAGAGGAAGAGAAAAUGCUGGGCACCCUCCCAGGCUCUCUGCCCAGCGGCAGGGAAAGCCCUGAUGCAAGAACCUUGGUCUUGAACUCCCCAAUCUGCUCUGUCCCCAUCCUCAUCCUCGCCCCUAGGUCACUCCUGUCCCAGGUUUUUCUUUGUUUUGGGAGAAGUCCCCAAACCAGGAUGUUAAUAUUAAAUCCCAGCCCCCUUCUUUCUACCCUCCCUGAUUUAUUUUGCCCUCUGCUGCGGGGCUGAGGUCUCCCAGGCCAGGGGAAGGAGUGACGCGAUGCCCUCGGUGGGCCAGCAUGGGAGACUCUCAGACAGCGCACCGGUCCUCCCCCCUCACGCCCGGAGCCCGCCCGCACUCUGUCCCUUGCUUACAGGGGUCCCGGAUGACAGUAGAGGACUUGGACAUGCUCAGUUUGAAUAUCCCAGGAUACAGUGCUCCAAUCUCCUCCCACCGGUCUAGUUAGCUUCCCUCUGGACCAAUAGAAGAGGGGGAGACAUGAGCAAUAGGGGCCUUCGGCUGGGAAGCCCCACUGACCGGGUGGCCGGGGGGUGGGGGUGGGGAGAAGGGCUCAGGGGCAGUUAGGGUGGCCCUGAUGCCUAGUGUGUCUGAGCCUGGGGUUGGCAUUGCAUGUGGGGCCUCCAGGAUGCUGAGGGUGAGAAGGGGUCGCCCUGCAGGGACCCAGGGGUGGUGACAUCAAGCUUGGGGAUGCCCCAUAAAUGGGCUGGAUUGCUUCCCCUCCCAGGGGCCACUGCAGGCUUGGGGAACUGUGAGCAUGGAAGCCAGGGCCGAUUUCGCCGGGGGCAGACUCAGGCUGGUGCUGAAGACAGGAUACCUGUCCUGUCCACAAGCAUUUCCUGGGGAGAGGGGAGCAAAUCUGGGGCUCCCACGGGGCGCAGUCUGUGAUAAUAAGCCCCUCAGCUUGCUUGGCAGAAGACGGUAUUUGCAUGUAGCCCAUUACGGGGGGUUUUGAACCACCCUGGUUCUCUGGGCCCUGGUGCUGGCUGGGGGUGGGGGUGGCAGUGGGAGGGGCUGCGGCCUCUGUCCCAGGGAGGAUGGAGGGACCACCUUCUAGGCCCCUCCGAGCCCAGGGAAGGGCACAGUGAUGGCACCAAGCAGGGCUCUCUUUCUGUCUCUUGGGGCGUCUCAGCCUGGCCUCCCCAGAGCAGCUCUUGGACCUGACGUUUGCUUCGGAUGGGCUCGGCUUUCCCUCCCUCGGUACCUGGGAACCUUCCCCGCGGCUCCUCGGCUUCACACUCACUGUUUCAGGCACCGCUGGGGCCUCAAGGCGUGGUUGGAACCUUAGACUGCCUUUCUGCAGAGAGGAACGGGGGUUCUCUCAUCAUCUACGGGCUCUGCAUUUGUGUGGGAGCUUUUCUGGCCAACUAGGGAGUGAGGGGGGUGGGCUGGGGCCACUGCUCAAGGCUGACAGGCUCUAGGCCUCGGCGUUGGGGUCCCUGUCCCUGUCCUGCGUUUUUGAUCUGGCCCAGGGCCGGGGAUAGCCUUUGGCAACCAGAACUCCUGGGUCUUGUUUGGGGGGGGGUGUUUGGGGUGAGGGUCCGGGAAGCUGCCGUCUGUGCAAUAAUAAAUUUGCAUCUGGUUACAGGCUC
This is a messenger RNA of Phacochoerus africanus (Common warthog), 4362 nucleotides long. It is a transcript of the gene JPH2, whose product is annotated as junctophilin 2. The record is from RefSeq and is a predicted model, not a curated record. Gene Ontology annotation, cellular component: plasma membrane; endoplasmic reticulum membrane; sarcoplasmic reticulum. The transcript has 6 exons. Lineage: Eukaryota; Metazoa; Chordata; Mammalia; Artiodactyla; Suidae. Bases 497 to 2569 code for a protein of 690 amino acids.